AUUCACCUGUAUGAUAAGCUAUGUUUAUACUUCGAUAAAAUGUGCAAUAACCAGACCACUCUUUGCAGCGCAUUACUAAAAGAUCUACAAAACACUACAAUAGUUUUAGAAUUGCGUGUUUUAGGGGUAUUGGGAAAAUUACUUACUGGACCAUGGAUGGGUGGUGAUUUGUCAAACCCUUCACCAGCUCUUUUGGAACAAACCAAGUCUGCCCCUACACACAACAUGUUUGCAGAGCGUAUCAUGGGACUCACUGACCAUCAUUUUAAACGAGCUCCAAAUGCUACAACAGGCUUUAUAGAUGGAAAAGUGAAAUCCGCCAAAAACAACACCAUGUCAUGGCUUGCCAGUAAGACAUCAACUCAACAGAAAUCCAUCAUCUAUUUUAGUAUUACCAGAGCAAGACAAAAGAGAAAUUUGUGGAAAAAAAGGGCUGAAAAUAUUGCUAAAAUACAAGACCAUAGAGUGAGGAACAAGUUGCAGAAAUUUGACAAAAGCGCCCGUAUGAAAAUCGAACGGAACUUAAAGGACAUUUAUGAAAAAGGAGCAACAGUUAGAUGCCUAUGA
Patella vulgata (common limpet) is the source of this 567-nucleotide messenger RNA. RefSeq lists its product as uncharacterized. The transcript is spliced from 3 exons. Lineage: Eukaryota; Metazoa; Mollusca; Gastropoda; Patellidae. The record is from RefSeq and is a predicted model, not a curated record. Bases 40 to 567 code for a protein of 175 amino acids.